Messenger RNA from Colletotrichum truncatum, 4302 nucleotides. RefSeq names its product nuclear migration protein. Gene Ontology annotation, biological process: maintenance of protein location in cell cortex; microtubule cytoskeleton organization. The record is from RefSeq and is a predicted model, not a curated record. NCBI's taxonomy places the organism in Eukaryota, Fungi, Ascomycota, Sordariomycetes, Glomerellales, Glomerellaceae. Gene Ontology annotation, cellular component: mitochondrion; cell cortex. Gene Ontology annotation, molecular function: tubulin binding; phospholipid binding.
AUGGCUGCUUGGGAUACAGAGGAUGAGCAUAACGGCCCGGUCGCCGCCACCGCGCUGCCCACCCCCCAAGAUACACCUUACAGAACACCAUCACGGGGUUCGAGAAAGUCACGGCGUUCAGUCACUCCGCCGAACGGAAAAAAGAGCCCCUCGCCGCCUCCAGUACCUCCCACCGAAAAGAGCUCGAAGCGUUCUUCGAGAAACAUCACCAAUGAGGACAACAUCAGCGUCCUCGACCCCCGCCGCUUCACGCCAACCCUGCACGCCAAUCUUGUUGCGGAAAUCCUGAAUCUGAGGCGGGAUCAGGAAGAGAAGACGAAGCUUAUUGAAAACCUGGAAGUGUCGUUGCACGCCGCACGCGAGGAGCAGGAAUCACUCCAGGAGUCGAUAGCCACAACCAACAAGGAAAGCCGAUCUUUAAAACGCCAACUGUCUCUACUUGAGGGAGGGACAUCUUCAGCACUAGGCGAAAUUACCCGUGAGAGAGAUGAGGCUGUUGACUCGAUUUCGGAAACGAAAAAGAGACUUGAGGUCUCUCAGAGGAAAAUUCGAAGCCUAGAGGAGGAUCUGCAAAGGGCACAUGAGCUUUGGUCCCAGGAAAAAGAUUCUUGGGAGGAAGAAAAGCGCAAAUAUGAGCGCAGAAUCCAUGUUGCUGAGAGCCGCUUGAAAGUGGUCUUGGACGAAGUCACUGCUUAUCAAGCUGCACAAGCCAACGGUCAUGCUGCCGAUAGUGACGUGGAGGACAACAAGGACAACGAUGCCGCAAGUGUCCGCACUAUGAGCCUAACAAAUAGUAUUCGCUUCUCACUGCAGCAAAGUCCCGGCAAGGUCAACAACAUCAAUUCCCUUGCUGACGAACUGAAUCUCGAUGGCGACGAUGACUGGCAAACUGACGAUGGUGGGCGAGAGAGUGCACUGUCUUACCACCGUCACACACGAACCAUCAGCCGUGAGAGUGUUUUGUCAAGAAUGCAUCGGCGAAACCAGAGCGUCGAAAGUCCUCAGCGUCCUGGAAGCGUUACGCGAGGCAGGCUCUGGAUGAACCAGCCCGUCUUGGAGGCCCUGGAAGAUGAAAUCCAAGAGGAUGACGAGGACUUAAUGUCACCUCCCCCGCCCCCGGCUCCAAAACCCACUUACACGGACACGGGCAUCCAGUUUUCGCCCCCUCCAUCACCAAAACUCGAACCCGUCAAGCCACCCGCCCCGGAGCCUCCCGCCAACGUUGAAGAGCCCGUUGUAAAGGUUGAAGAACCUUUCAAGCUCGAAAAGCCUGUCGAAGUUGAGGCCGCCCCCCGAGGUGAAUCGGAAGUUGAAGCAGUAGAGGCAAACCAAAGACGAAAGCGAGUUCAGAUCAACCGCCCAUUGUCCAUUGAGCCGCGCCCAUUCAAUCCCAUGGUCUCAGCUGGAUCUCAAACUGUCGAGGAGCCACUAAGUCCACCAAAAACACCCAAGUCGCCAUACAGGUCUUUGACACCGCCCCCUCCCGAGGAGCCAGCUCCGAUUAUGGUGUCAUCUUCCACUCAGACGAACCUGCCUGAACCUGAGCCACAGGCUGAACCUGAAGAGAAGCCUGCACCUGCUCCUGAGCCGAAGCCAGCUCAGGAGCUACUUAUCCCGAGCAUCAGUAUCAUUCCACCGACAAGUCGCCCAGCCACGCCUCGAGAACCUCGACUUCCCCAGCAUUUCAAGGACUUUGGAUGCCAGGUUUCCAUCGUGUCUUCGGUCACCAUGAAAUCCACCGCUGUCCAAACUGAAGAAAUCCGCGUGGACCAGCGUAUGGCUAGCCUUCCUGCACACCUUAGACCUUCAGCAAUUUCAUCCAGACCGACAUCGCCCAAUGUUGCUACCGCUAUCACGAGCGAGGAGUCUCACACAUUUACACCUGUCCCUAGCCAUCUGCCACCGAGAAAUCCUAGAAGACUUACCACUAAGCGCAGUCUCUCCGAUCUGCCCUAUUCUCCGCCAAUUUCGCCUGUUUCACCUGUCUCGCCCAUCUCUGACACGGAAACACGAGACGCCUACCCUGGAAACAACGAUGAUGGGCCUCUGUCGAGCCACAAGGCGCCUAUGCGACGGCCGCAUCGCAUUAGCAGCCUCUUUGCUGGUUUUGACGAACACAGCUCUGACGAGCAGGACGAGUUUGCUGAUGCGGAUAUUAGCGAUUCUGAGUAUCGGACCGUUCUCUCUGCCCCUGGGAUGAGGAUGACAGACUCUAGGGCAUCUAACCGGACAUCGGUGAGCGCUUACGUGGCAUCACCGGCGUCACCAGAGCCAGGCCUGCAGAAAUCCGCGAUUGCGAGAAGCUCAGUGCGUUCCUUGGGCAACGAAGUUUACAGCCUCGGUUUGGAAAACAAGGAGACGGUAUCCAAAAAGACGGCAAUGAAACCUGCAGGACGCAGCGGAUACGAGAAAUCCAACGCUGGCCCUUCAGGCAGACCCAAUGGCAUGCGAAAGGCUGCCUUGAUUCAGAGCGGCAUAUCUAGUCAUCAAGGUCGUCCAAGAAGCCCCAGCAUCCCCGAGGCUACGCCUCCGCCCUUUCCCAUCCCAACAAGGGCCAGUUCCCGGCGGCCUCCAUUUAGUGCAAGUGCACCAAGUGAUGGCCAGCGAAGCCCGACCAAGAUGGACGCCCCAUGGAAUCGUCGGGGUAUGGGCCGCAGUCACUACCGUGCCAACAGCAUUCGCAAAGUCCGGUCGGCAGCCGCUCUCCCCCGCAAUCAAAGGUACCGGAGGCAUGGUAGCCGAUCGCCACCGCCUUUCUCGGAGACCACGGAGACGCCAGAGAGCCCCAGCCUGCCUCCUCUCCCGUACAACGAUAUUACGAGCCCUAGAUACGAUAUGAGCUCACAGUACAGGUCUCACAGAUCUCGGCUGUCCACAAACACCGCCCAAACAGCUACUACAGAUCUCGCCUCGGUUGGCGGUGUCUCGAAUGGUGCCACAUCCAACGGUGCUACAUCCAAUGGUACGACCUCCAAUGGCGCGGCCUCUAGCGGAGCCUCUCAGGCUACUGGGGUGGUUGAUGCCAUUGCACAAACCAUGGUUGGCGAGUGGAUGUUCAAGUACGUGAGGAGACGCAAGUCGUUUGGCGUGUCCGAUGGUGGAAGAGAUGAUUCUAGCAACGAUCGGCACAAGAGAUGGGUAUGGCUGGCCCCUUACGAACGAGCUAUCCUUUGGAGCAGCAAGCAACCCAAUUCUGGAACUGCGCUCAUGGGCAAGGCAGGCCGCAAAUUAACCAUCCAAUCUGUGCUUGAUGUCAAGGACGACAACCCGCCUCCCCGUGGCCAAGGCAACGUUUUCAACCGAUCUAUUCUCAUCCUGACUCCACAAAGAGCACUGAAGUUUACAGCCACAUCUUCUGAACGGCACUACAUGUGGCUGACAGCUCUAUCGUUCCUCGCACACUCUACGCAGGCCAUUCCAGACGUGCUUGCCGUUCCCCAGCCUUCAAAUGAAACAGCUGUGCCAGAUUUUGAGAUGCUCCAGCCUAGUAGGCGACCUGGCAUUCGCGAUUCCAUCCGACUCACGAAGAACAAGGCACCCUCAAAGAAUGCCGCACCCCCGAGUAUACCAAGCGUUCCCAGUAUGCCUAGUAUUCCUUCAUCGCGAACAGGCGACAGCGGCAACUAUAGGCAGCAAGAGCAGUAUGCAACCAUGCCGUAUAGCAACAGCAACAACAACAACAACAACAACAACAAUCACAAUAACGCUCACCAGCGCGAGCGUUCCAGCGACGCAGCCGAGCCGCCCUUUAUCCCUCGUUUUACGGACCGUGGGGCGCAAGGAGGGGUUCAUGGUCGCAAACGCAGCAACACUGGCGGCCACGUUCCGCCACCGCUAUCAUUCCGCGGGUUCUCUGGACCUGGCAGCGUCGGGCAGCAUAGCUAUACCAAUAGCAAUGCUGGUAACAGCGUGGGCACAGCAGGAUCAUCUGACAUCUACCAGUCUCACCAGUCCCAACCUUCAAGUGGCGCACCAAGCUGGGGCAUGAGUACCGCAGGCUCCCAACGUACGUCGGAAGCAUCAUCGCGACCUGGUGCCAACUUCUUCGACGCUAUCGGCACCGUGCGGAUGGAGGCAUUCAUCAGCCCGCUAGCGUACUCGCGCUUUGACGGGGACCCCGAUGAGCAAGAAGAGUUCAGGUAUCGAGCCAGGAGACGAAGCAAGGAGCUUCGACGCCGACAAAGCCGCAGCCGUCACCGAGACAGCUACAGCUCUCGUGGCACGCGCACUACUGACGGCUAUUACAGCCGCAUGGGUACAGAGGAUGAUUUCUUCAGAGACGACCCGUUCAAGGGCUUUUAG